This is a messenger RNA of Capsicum annuum, 461 nucleotides long. Its product is annotated as anaphase-promoting complex subunit 1-like. Lineage: Eukaryota; Viridiplantae; Streptophyta; Magnoliopsida; Solanales; Solanaceae. Bases 9 to 422 code for a protein of 137 amino acids. Gene Ontology annotation, biological process: anaphase-promoting complex-dependent catabolic process; metaphase/anaphase transition of mitotic cell cycle; protein K11-linked ubiquitination. Gene Ontology annotation, cellular component: anaphase-promoting complex. The transcript has 2 exons. Gene Ontology annotation, molecular function: molecular adaptor activity. The record is from RefSeq and is a predicted model, not a curated record.
GGUGCCAGAUGGGCGAUACUUCAGACACUGUUCUGUGCAUUCUACAGUGGGAUAGUUUGUCAAUUUAUGAUACAUCAGGUGAAGUAACAUCCGUACCUCUUCCUCGUAGCAUCACCUCCAUAUGGCCUCUUCCUUAUGGGUUACUCCUCCAACAGGCACCUGAAGGGAGCUCACAAGCGCAUAUCCAAUUUUCGUCUUUGAGCCCACUUUUAAGUGCUCGUGAUACAAUCCGUUCAAAAAGGGAAGUUAGUACUCAGCAGAAUUAUACUGCUGUACUUGGUUUAGAUUUUACUCUCAAGGGAGAUGGGUCUUCAAUGUCUUCACAUCUGAUAUUAAAGGAUCCACUGGAAGAACCUCAGGUAUACAUAAUGCUUUCUUUGGCCCCCCUCUGUAUCUAUUGUUUUGCUUGUUUUGUUUUAUAGUCUAUCCUUUUCUAUUUCUUAUCCUUGGUUUUGGUAAUA